Molecule: messenger RNA, 930 nt
Organism: Staurois parvus
Lineage: Eukaryota; Metazoa; Chordata; Amphibia; Anura; Ranidae
Source: the annotation of a GenBank genome assembly
AUGGGAAAUCAAACUUCUCAGUCUGAAUUCAUUUUGCUUGGCCUGUCAGACCUCACAUAUUCUCAGGUCUCAGUAUUUCUGCUGAUCCUCCUCAUCUAUGUAGCCACAUUGGUUGGGAAUCUUCUCAUCAUUUUCCUGGUGGUCUCAGACUACCACCUCCACACCCCCAUGUACUUUUCUCUGGGAAACCUAUCAGCUUUAGACAUCUUCAACUCCUCCAUUUCCACAUCUCAUGUGUUUUUUGAUGUAAUUACUGAAAACAGGCUGAUUUCAUACCCAACUUGUAUCACCCAGGUCUUCCUCUUCAUUUGGUUUGGCAGCACUGAGUUCUUUAUACUUGAUAUUAUGUCCUACGAUCGCUAUGUUGCCAUCUGUCAUCCUUUGCAUUAUACAACCAUGAUAAGCAUUCACUUGUGUGUUCAGCUAGCGUUCUUUUCCUGGCUCUUCAGAUUUAUAUGUUGCUUGGCACACACGUUUUUGGCACUAAGACUGGCCUUCCCUGACCCCACCACUAUCCCAGGCUUAUUCUGUGAGCUAUAUCAGCUUCUUCAACUUUCAUCUUCUGACACAUUCCUCAAUUAUUUACUUUUAUAUUUUGAUGCUGUAAGUUUUGGAGUCCCUGGGUUUUUCAUUACUUUCCUCUCCUAUGUCUACAUUUUCAAAACUAUCCUGAAAAUGAAAUUGAAGGAUGGAAGACGGAAAGCUUACUCCACCUGCAGUUCUCACCUCACCGUGGUCUUCAUCUUUUUUGGGACGAGUAUUUUCAACUACUAUCAACCCAAAAGUGAGAAUUCUCUGGCAGGCAGAUUGAUCUCUUUAUUUUAUGCAGUGUUCACCCCUCUCCUAAACCCGCUUAUAUACAGCCUGAGAAACAGAGACCUAAAAGGAGCUCUUCAGAAAAUUCUACCCAGAAAAGGCACCAUGUCCUGA